UGAUUGACCUCCUCAACUUCGACGCGGUGACUUUUAUUUGCCGUUUUCGCGCACACAAAUUCCCCUAAAAGAAAAAGGUCAGUCUCUCAAGUUCCCGGUUCGAAUCCCUAAUUUCCCAAAAACCCUAAAUCUCCAUCUCUUCCCAUGGCUCCCAAGCGCCCAUCUCCGCUGGACGAACCCCCGGCAGCUUCUUCGGCGGAGGAUGAGGAAGUCUCAUCGGAAGAAGAAGGGGAAGAGGAGGAAUCCGGAUCUGGGUCGGAUUCCGAACCCGAAGAGCCACUGCCUCCGAAGAUCUCGUCUUCCGCACCGGUUUCCGAGAAAAAGCCGCCAUCUAAGAAACCGGACUCCUCCGCCGCCAAUUCGAAGCCGGAGUCUUCAUCCUCUGGUUCCGAGGCCGAUUCCGAUUCCGAUGUGGAUAAGGAUUUGGUGGUGAAGCCGAUUGCCUCGAAGCCAAUGGAAGAGACGCCGAAGACAAAGAAGCCCAGAUCAAGGCCCGCGGCUACUGCUACGCCGGUGGCGAAAUCUGGGUCGAAACGGCCGAGCGAGACCGAGCCCAAGGAUUCAAAGCGGCUCAAGAAGAAGGAACCGGACCAGCUCGAGGAGGAAGCGAAGAAGUCCAAGCUGUUCCAGAGGAUUUGGAGCGAUGAGGAUGAGAUAAUUAUCUUGAAGGGCAUGGUUGAUUACACCACCAAGAAAGGGGCGGACCCGUAUUCCGAUAUGGGUGCCUUCCAUGAAUUUAUCAAGAAAUCGCUGAAGGUUGAUGUGAACAAAACCCAAUUGCAAGAUAAGAUUCGUCGGCUGAAGAAGAAGUAUGCGACGAAUGUGAAGAAGAAGAAGUUUAAUCCUACUAAAGCUCAUGACCAGAAGGUGUUUGACUUGUCCAAGAAGGUAUGGGGUAGCAGCAGUAGCGGGGAUGGGUCGAGUGGUGUCAGCGGGCUGUCUGAACAGCCAAAGUCUAAUGGGAAAGCUAGGAAUACCAAGACUCUCGCUUCGAUUAGAGCUGAUAGUUUGAGCUCACCGGAGCCGCCAAAGGAGGCUGCGAAGGUGGAUUUGGGUCUGACCCCGUGCUCUUCGGAAAGUUUGAGUGAGGUGAUUGGUUUUGACAAGGGUUUCGGCGAGCUGGGGUUGCCGGAGCGUUUGGUGAAGCAGGGUUUGGAGUUGAUUGGAGGGCCCAAGCGAGCUGAGUUGAAGGAGAAAUGGAGGAAGCUGCAUGUUGCUGAAUUGGAGCUUUUUGUGAAGCGGUCCGAGUUAAUGAGAGAUCAGACGAAGGUGAUUCUGGAGGCUUUAAAUUCAUCCGACCAUUAGAAUGUUGGAUCAGGUAUAGCAAGUCGAGAUGCUUGUGUUGAUGUCUAGAAAGACCAUGUUUAAGGUUUUAGUAAUUGUUAAUUAAGAAUUCUGUAGCAUUUAGUUGCUAAGUUUGUCUAUUAGAUCUUUGCUCGGAUAAUGGCUGGCCAUCGGUGUCUUCCUAUGUGUUUAUUUGAGGUUAUUGUUGUGGCAGAGUGCUAUCUUUUGUUUCCA
Molecule: messenger RNA, 1518 nt
Organism: Pyrus x bretschneideri (Chinese white pear)
Lineage: Eukaryota; Viridiplantae; Streptophyta; Magnoliopsida; Rosales; Rosaceae
Product: probable transcription factor At1g61730
Exons: 1
Coding region: 145-1305 (386 amino acids)
Biological process (GO): regulation of DNA-templated transcription
Cellular component (GO): nucleus
Source: RefSeq, a predicted model, not a curated record